This is a messenger RNA of Rodentolepis nana, 1548 nucleotides long. Lineage: Eukaryota; Metazoa; Platyhelminthes; Cestoda; Cyclophyllidea; Hymenolepididae. The record is from the annotation of a GenBank genome assembly.
AUGCAGUCAAGAGGCAGUGGCAACGUGGGCGAUUGCCCGCUUGUUUCUUCCCAAGAUUCAUCCGCCACUACUUCCAUCCCUUCAAAUCAAUCAACCCCUUCCAUUCGAGUGCCUCAACCCUCAGAUUUUAAAUUUGGCAAGGAAAUUGGCACUGGUUCUUUCUCCUCUGUAUAUGUAGCCAAGGAGAUCUCUUCCCAGCGUGAAUUUGCCAUCAAAGUGGUGAUUAAGAAGCAGGUGGCUGGUAAUAAGCCUGUAAAGCUCGCGGUCUUUAUGGAACGUGAAGUCCUUCGCCGAACUAACUAUCCCCUUAUCAUCCAUCUGAUUUACACCUUUCAGGAUCCUUCCCGUCUAUAUUAUGUCCUGCAAUAUGCUCAACGGGGAAGUCUUUUGGAUUAUCUUCACAAGUUCACGUCUUUCAAUAAAGAGGGUACCCAAUUUUAUGCAGCUGAAUUGGUUCUUGCUCUUCGUUACCUCCAUUCCCAGUCUAUUGUUCAUCGAGAUGUCAAACCUGAGAAUAUCCUCUUAACCGCCGAUAUGCAUAUAAAAUUGGCCGAUUUCGGUUCUGCUAUAAUACUUAAUGAUCCUUCUGUUGAAGCACCCAGUUUUACCGGUACACCAGAAUAUGUCAGUCCCGAAAUGAUUCAAUUAUAUGCUCCCAUCUCUUUCUCUUCUUCAUCCUCCUCAGAUGAAUCAGAUGAGCAUAAUGAUGCUAUUGAUAAUGAUGCAAGGGUUUCAUCCACGAUUGCUUUUAAUCUUUACUACCUAAUGGAUUACUGGGCCCUCGCCAUAGUUGUUUACCAAAUGCUUGCGGGUGAUCUUCCUUUUAGAAGUGACAAGUAUGGUCAUCAUUUUGACGUAUUUGGUAAAAUUCGCUGUUGCAAUUAUGUAUUCCCUGAUGGAUUUGAUCCUGAGGCCAAGGAUUUAGUCCAAAAACUUUUGGUUAAAAACCCUGUAAAGCGCCUAGGUAGUCCUGAAAGUGGCGGUCCGGAUGCUCUAACAGCUCACUUAUUCUUUUGCGGUAUUGACUGGGAGCAUCUUAUCGAGAGUGAACCCCCUACUCUGACUCCCAAUCUUGAGCCCCUUGAGCAUAAUGAUUGGGAUCGACUUCCCACUGGGUUUGAUGCAAGUCAAAAGUACUUUCUCUCACAGGAGCUAGCUCUUGCCUCUAAUCAGAUUAGUGAACUACAACGCGAGGAAUUGUUGCUUCAACAAUCCGCCAAAAAUAUAUUCCAUCCUUUUGUAAAUGGUCGGUUGAUUGUAAAGCAGGGAGUUCUGUACAAAAGACGAGGUCUUUUCGCCCGAAAGAGAGUAUUCCUUCUCACAGAGGGUCCGCAUCUUUUCUACGUGGAUCCGGACGCUAUGGUACGGAAAGGUGAAGUUCCCUGGAGUAAUUUUCUUCGAGUUGAACGCAAAAACGAUAAAAUUUUCUCGAUCCAUGUUCCGAAUAGAAUAUACUACCUUGAGGAUCCCACCGGCCAUUCACAAGAUUGGAUCAAUAAGCUGCGUCAAAUCAAAUCCCUCUACUUUUCCGACCCUAUUGAUCGAUGA